Malaya genurostris is the source of this 447-nucleotide messenger RNA. RefSeq lists its product as uncharacterized. The record is from RefSeq and is a predicted model, not a curated record. NCBI's taxonomy places the organism in Eukaryota, Metazoa, Arthropoda, Insecta, Diptera, Culicidae. The transcript is spliced from 2 exons. Bases 15 to 389 code for a protein of 124 amino acids.
GAAGCGUUUCCACGAUGAUACUAAAAUUUACGUGCAGCUUAUUCUUAGUUUUGUGUCUGGUAAACCGACCUGCCGCUGGGUACAAUCUGUUUUCCGGAGCACCGACGUCGGAGCUGUCGUAUUUUUUCGGAUCUCGAACCGCAACAGACACCAUUUGCUUCGAGAAAACCAUCACCAAAGGAUCAAUAACCCCAGUUUUAGUUCAGUACACAAAUCCGGCUGCCAAAGUGAUCAACUUUGUGACAAUAAACGCCGACCGUUACUACAAGUAUGGAUACAGUGUUUACAUCGAGCGAGGAGCAAUGGCCACGGUUACCAUCUCUUUUAGGUUGUCCGGGAAACGAGUACUUCCAUACAACGUAGUUUUUCAGUUCUGGUGCGCGGCCUAAAUGUAAUGAAAACCGGACUUUUUGAUAAACAAAUAAAUAGUUUUGUUUUAACGAAAAA